AUGUCAUCUGGUUUGAAUUUAAACUUUGCCAUCAUAAACAAUAAAGAAGUUGAAGGAAUUUCACACUCUAUGCCAAAGUUUCUUUUUUUUGAGGAUGUCUCAACGAGUUUAAUUCCAUUGUGUGUAGUUUUGAGAUGGGGAAUGGAAGAAAAAGAGUUUUGUAAAUGGUCAGAACAUAACAGCAAUGGAAUGUGA
Clunio marinus is the source of this 195-nucleotide messenger RNA. The record is from the annotation of a GenBank genome assembly. Lineage: Eukaryota; Metazoa; Arthropoda; Insecta; Diptera; Chironomidae.